ACGGACUAUAAACAAAUAAAAUGGCGGCGAUGUUGAAGUAGAAGAACCGGACUCUGAAGGAGACACCGUUUAAUUGUGUUAAGGAAGAGCUGCGGACGCCAUGGUGCUGAAGAUCUUCUUCCCACAGUGCUGCAACCGGGCGGAGAGCGGGCUGCUGGUGGGCCGCUGGAUCUCCGGCCAUGACUCGGCCGUGGUGCUGGCCGUCAUCCACUACCCGUUCAUCCCGGCGCAGGUCAAGCAGUACAUCCAGCAGAUGCAGGCUCAGAGCGGCGUUGAUUUGUCGGUUCUCGGCUCCUGGAGUCUCCCUAAAGACGGGCAGGAGGGCAUGGAGAGCUUCCUCAGGGACCUGAGCACCAUCUUCCCCCAGGAGCGCUGGCUCCAGAUCAAGAGGCAGUUCGGAAAGACGGGCUUCAGCUGCGAGGUGCUCAGCCGGGACCAGAUUUGCAGGAAGGAUUCAGGAGAAAAAGCAGAGAAGAAGCAGAGCGAAGAGGACGAUGGCGACGCAGAGCGUGAGGAUGAGGAGAAGGUGAUCUUCGUCCACUACGAGCAGAGGAAGGUGAUGCUGUCGCAGCUUCAUCCUGUGGAGGCCCAGGAGUCUGGGAGCGGAUCAGAACCUCACUCUGAGCUCAGACAGGUGUUUGGGACGGUGGCGCGCAGCCAGCCGCUCUUCGUCCUGGACCGGUACGAUGACGGGCCGCUGCGGUCGACCCACUGGCAGUCUGAGGGCCGGGAGGCCAGCAUCGUGGUGGAGCUGCUGAAGCAGGCCUCGGUUCCGCUGGGCCUCCUGCUGGGCCGGAUGCUCUCCGUCUGGACCUGGAUCUGCAGCGCCCGGAUCCUCAGCGUCUUCCCGCUGCGCUUCCUGUCCUCCAAGCUGUCCACCUGCGUCCAGCUGAGCUACAGAACCGAGCGGCUGCAGACGCUGGGCGCGCCGCAGGCCGACGCCCACAUGGACUUCAUGAGGAAGGCCAACGUCCUGGUGUCCGUCCUGGUGGACGUCUCGCUGGGCGUCCUGCUCAUGUCGUGGCUCUACAGAGACCAACAAAUCGCCAUGCUGGCCAGCAACGUGGUGCCGGCCGCCGACCGCGUGGCGCAGCAGCUGGAGGAGCUGCUGCAGUGGCUGAUGGGAGCUCCGGCCGGCCUGAAGAUGAACCGGGCCCUGGACCAGGUUCUGGGCCGGUUCUUCCUCUACCACAUCCACCUGUGGAUCAGCUACAUCCACCUGAUGGCGCCGUUCAUCCAGGGAAUCCUCUGGUACGGAGGCCUGUCCGCCUGCCUCGGCCUGACCUUUGCCCUCUCACUGCUGUCUGACAUGGUGGCGCUGUUCACCUUUCACAUCUACUGCUUCUACGUCUACGGAGCCAGGCUCUACUGCCUGAAGAUCUACGGCCUGUCGUCUCUCUGGAGGCUCUUCAGGGGGAAGAAGUGGAACGUCCUGCGGCAGAGAGUCGACUCGUGCUCCUACGACCUGGACCAGCUCUUCAUCGGAACGCUGCUGUUCACCAUCCUGCUGUUCCUGCUUCCUACCACCGCCCUGUACUACCUGGUCUUCACACUGCUGCGCCUGGUGGUGGUGCUGUUCCAGGGCGUCCUGCAUCUCAGCGUCGACUUCAUCAACUCCUUCCCUCUGUUCGCCAUGGCGCUGCGGAUCUGUCGCCCCUACAGACUGGCUGAGGGUGUGAAGUUCAGGGUGCUGUGUGAGGAGCCGGGCACCGCCCUCCACCUGCUGAUGGAGAUCAACCCUCUGAAGUGCAGCAGCGUCGUCCAGACCUACCGCACGCCGACCUACAGCUGCUACCCCAGAGACUCCUGGGCGGCGCUUGUCAAGAAGCUGUUCAUCGGGGAGCUGAUUUAUCCCUGGAGACACAAAACCACCAAGUCUGACUGACGGCAGAAACUGUGAAGCAUUCUGAGCAACUUGAAUGAUCGAUUAUGAACACUCAUUCCAUCUUUUUUAGUACAUAUUUUUAUUUUUGUCCACACUUAUGAAAGAUGUGAAACACUCCUGACGUAGUUUCAGUGCUGCUGCUUCACAGAACAAUAACAAUUUUAUUUAAUUUCACCCUAAUGGGAGUAAAAAUUUAUCAAAUUUUAACAAAUUAAAGGAUUUUGUUCUAACAAAAUGUUACAGAUUUAGAUUGUUAAAGGACUGAAGAUGAUUUCUGAUUGAAAAUUAAUCAAGAUUUUCUUAAUUUUAGUUAUUCGACAAAUAUUUAGAUUUUUUUUUAUGUGUCUUUAUUUAAAAGUUUGAUUUUCACUGGAAAAGCCAACUUUGAAAGAGAACCAACGUUUCUGCAUAGCUGUUCGUCUCAGCCAAUCAGAGACAGAAUGCUGGGUCAUGUGACACAACGCGCCGUGCAGGAUUCCUACUCAGCUUUUUCCAGGGCUGGAAAUGUGAUGAAAAUCUGAAAUUGUCUUAGAAAAUUAUCCCCGUUACUUUAAUUAUUCACAUUUUUUGUGGCUCUUGUUUAUUAAAAUAUCGAUCAAGUCCAGCCUUUAAUUUGAUUACAUUUGCACUAAAAAGAUCAAGUCGUUCAUUAAAAACAUUUUAAAUACAACUGAAAAUAAGCCCAGUCAUCAGAGGCACUUCACUAAGAUAAAUCUUUCAAAAAAUGUAAAAGGCAAACAGCAGAACUUUUAUUUAUUUUUUUAAAUUUUGUUUUAUUGUUUAUUUGAUAGAGACAAAAAAACGUGAAUCUAAUGCUUGCAUCACAGUGUAUUUAUCCAAAUCUAAUCGCAACACUCAGCGUGUAACAGCGCCCCCGGUGGUCGGAUGAAUAAACGUGUUACAGGUUUGGUGAAGUUGGCUAAAUGUCCACCAUACUUUUUCCUGUUUUAUUCUUUAGUUUAAAUUGUUUGUUUUUUAACCUGUUUUAUGACAUGUAAAAAUUUAUUCUUGAAAAUAAAUGAAAACUGAUCCAAACAUCAGCUCAGAGGUGUUCAGAUGGACGAUGUGGAGGAAUCCUGUGGCGGGAAAAGCAGCACCGAAGUCUGUUUUGUUUUGUUCUGCUGCUGGAAAACAAACUGCGGUUCUUCUUUACUCCAAGCAUUGAUGGUUUUGUCUCUAUUUUAAAAAAUCAUCUUGGAUUUAACUUGUUUUGUGCCUGCAGCAAAACCAGUUGGUGCCAAACUGGUAGAUGUUUCCCUAAAACUACUCAUAGUUUCAUAAAUUACGUGAAAAGAUUUCCCUCUGUUCACCGCUCCAAAAUGUGGCCAGUAGGUGGCGCUGUGAGCAGAUUUCCACUGUGUAAAACCUGGGUGUUUUUUUUAAAGACACUUUUCCAGCUGAUCCACCAGAGUUCGUCUGAAAACAUCUGAAACGGAUGCAGAGAAAAUUCUGUGGAAGGAUGUUUGCUGUUUGUUCUUUGAAUGUUUUUUUUUUCGUAUUCAUCAACGAGUAGCACCAGAAGUUUCUCAGCCCUUCAGGUGGAAGUUUGAGUUUCGGAUGCUUUUCCUGAUAAUGUGUAUGUUGGUCCUCUUUGAUGUUGUGUAUAAUUGAUCAGUAGCUUCAUCCUAAUCAAUAAACUUAUUUUGAAUAAAA
Molecule: messenger RNA, 3538 nt
Organism: Poecilia reticulata (guppy)
Lineage: Eukaryota; Metazoa; Chordata; Actinopteri; Cyprinodontiformes; Poeciliidae
Source: RefSeq, a predicted model, not a curated record